Molecule: messenger RNA, 700 nt
Organism: Hibiscus syriacus
Lineage: Eukaryota; Viridiplantae; Streptophyta; Magnoliopsida; Malvales; Malvaceae
Exons: 5
Coding region: 110-700 (196 amino acids)
Source: RefSeq, a predicted model, not a curated record
UGCAACAUUGUUAGUAGCCCAAGAGUCUUUUGUUUUGGAAGAACUACCCCAGUAAUUACAGGCCAUAGCUUACUGUGCUGUCAUUUUAGUACAAAGUGCAUGUGAAAAGAUGGAAAGUGAUGAAGGAUUGUGGACUGUGGAGUGCUUGAGGGGAAGGCUUCUUGCAGAGAGGCAAGCUUCAAAUACUGCAAAACAAGAUGCUGAACUUAUGGGAAAUAAGGUAAUGGAGCUUGAGAUAGAACUGAAAGAAGAGACCAAACUAAGGAACAAAGCUGAGAGAAGGCUCAAAUUGCUGAGGAAGAAGCUUGAAUCCCUCAAAUUAUUGCCUACUUUGGAAGAAAAUGCAUCAGACACCACUACUUCUAUAAAAUGCUUUGAAAUUUCUUUCAGCAAAGAGAAUUGUAACUCUCCAGGGACUAUUAAAUCUGAUACAAAAGAUUCUUCCCAUGAGAAGUCCAGUGUUAAACCAAGUUCAGGCCAUGAAGUUCCAAAGGUUGAUGACACAAGGUAUUUCCCCACAUUUAUCCUACUGAUUUUUUCUUCAAGCUUGAAAGCUUCAACAGUGGAGAUCGAUAACGGAAAAAAUGAGAAUUUUGAGGAUGGUGGUGAUGAUGAUUAUGUUGAUAACACGUUGGCAUUGAUUCCGCUUUUCCUACCAGAAGCCAAGAUGGCCCCGGAGAUAAAGAUAGCAAAAGUAUAG